UCUGACUCUCCAGGUCCUUCUACAACCCCAGUGUCAGGGUCAUGUGACUUCGAGGGCUCCGGCCUGUGCGGCUACCAGAACGGCCCGGGGAACAGCCUCAAGUGGGCGUUGUCCUCAGGCUCCACCUCCACCACCCUUGUACCGGACGUGGAUCACACCAGUGGCACAAACACCGGUCACUUCCUCCUGCUGGACACGUCUCAGGGCAACACCAACGACAAGGCCAUCAUCCAGAGCGGUCAGAUAGCAGCCGACAAGCAGAAAUGUCUCCGCUUCUGGUACAGCAUCAGGGGAGAUCACACGGGAACGCUCAGCGUCUACAGGAAGACGUCUGCACUUGGCGUCCCACUCUGGUCGGUCAAGGAUCUCAACAGUCUCCAGUGGAACGUCGCCCAGGUCAAUCUACCAGCCGGCAGCCAGAACUAUGAGGUUGUAUUCCAAGGGACCGUCGGGAGUAAGCACCAAGGAAGUUUUGCCAUUGAUGACGUCACCGUCAGAACAGGCGCUUGUGAACCCGCUAUCCUUAUUUUGACAGCAAGAUUCCUUUCUUUCUCAGGUGUCUGUGAUUUUGAGAACAAUGACUUGUGUACUUGGACGAACGAUGUUGGCGACAACUUUGACUGGAUCAUCACUCAGGGCAAUACAGGAACAUACGGCACCGGGCCCUUGACUGAUUCAACCUUCAGAAAUGCUUCAGGGCACUACAUUUUCACUGACUCUGAUCCUCCGAGACAACCCAACGACACAGCAAGGUUGGUGAGCACCAUCAUCCCCCCACCUCGCAGGUCCACUUGCUUCAACUUCAAGUACGUCAUGCGCGGCACAGACAUCGGUAAGCUGAAUUUCUAUGUCAGAACUAAUCAAGUGACCCAGUUGGUGUGGACUCUGUCGGGAAAUCAGGGCAACAGCUGGACGUAUGGAGGAUUCAGCCCCCCGAGAUCCAGCAGGACGCAAAAUUCUCAGAUUAUCGUUGAGUCUGUGACUGGGUCAGGGAAGCAAGGAGACAUUGCUCUGGAUGAUUUCAGGUUCCGGAGAUCCUACUGCAAUGUGAGCCCAUACAAAGCCCGGCCAAGAGGUGUGGUCACUCUGCCACCGUCCACUACUACACAUGCGACCUCUGCACCAGCAACUAACAACCCAAAUUCAUUCUCUUCUGUCUCAGAUACGGUGUCAUGCCAGUUUGAAGGUGGCUUCUGCUCCUGGAGUCAGUUGAAGAACGACAAACUUGACUGGACUCGGCAGAAAGGAAAAACAUCCAGUUCAGGCACGGGGCCACAGGGAGAUCACACUUCGGGAAGUAAGUGUUGUCUAGAUGGGUACUACAUCUACAUGGAGGCAAGUGGUGCCCAUCGCGGAGACAUCGCUCGCAUACAGAGCAAGACAAUUCAUCCAGUGGGACCUCUACAGGUGAGGGAUGAGUUGAUAAAUUUCUCUGGUGAAAGUAAAUGCUUGACCUUCUGGUACCACAUGCAAGGCAGCAGCGCAGGCACCCUCAAUGUGUAUCUACAGAUCGCCUCCCAGCCGUUAGCCAACCCCAGGUGGACGCGUUCUUCUUCCCAAGGAAGCCAGUGGCUGAAGGCGUCUGUCUCCAUCAACGACAAUAUCGACUAUGCCGUACCUGCUGUCACCGGCACGGCGGCUCUGACUGCGAACGACUGGGAGCGUCUUGCCAUAGACAAAGAGUUAACUUUUAACUUUCUGUUCCAGGUUGUCUUCGAAGCUAUCCGGGGUUCCAGCUUCCAGGGUGACAUUGCCAUUGAUGAUAUCAGACUUCAGGAUGGGCUCUGUGCAGGUGAUUCAUGUGACUUUGAAGACGGAGCUAAGAUGUGCGGCUACACCAAUCCCAGGUCCAACAGUUUUAACUGGAAGCUUACCUCACAGACCACUGGAAGUCAGGGCACUGGCCCCCGGAAUGACCACACCUAUCAGACCCGACAGGGCCAUUAUGUCUUCAUUGAUGCAUCUAACGUCCACAUUGGAGCAAAAUCGAGACUGAACUCACCCGUGUAUAGCAACCCGAGGACAUUUGACACGUGCAUGCAUUUCUUCUACAAUAUGUAUGGGAAUGGAGUUGGUACUUUGAAUGUCUAUGUCAAGCCCACCAGUCAGGCCAAUGUCAGCGUACCUGUGUUCACUCAAUCUGGCGACCAUGGUCAGCGAUGGAUUGUGGCGGAAGUGAACAUACCAACUGCAAGUUUCCAGUCUUCAUAUCAGGUCAUAUUUGAAGGAAUCAGGGGAAAAAAUUUCCGUGCUGAUAUUGCUCUCGAUGACAUAUCGUUCACUCUCGGAGGGUGCUCGAACCCAGGUACAUGCGACUUUGACAGUGGUCUCUGCAGCUGGACCAACGAGCGACGAAAUGACCAGCUGGACUGGAGAAAUCAACGACCUGCUCCGGCCCUGUCAACUCCAACCACUGACCACUCCCAGGGAUCUGCUCAAGGUGGCUUCAUGUUUGUGUCUCACAAAGAGCCUCACAAUCAAGGGGACAAGGCCUGGCUACUGAGCGAGACGUUUCCUCCGUUGUCUUCCCGGGGACGAUGUAUGACCUUCUGGUACUUCAUGAGUGGAAAUCUACAGUCCACUUUCAACGUGAUACUUCGAGUCCCAGAUCUGGGUAAGGAUCAGUACUUGUGGCAACUCAAGAACACCAAGCCACAAACUACCUGGAUGCAAGCACAAUUGCCAAUUCCUGCUAAUUCCAAAGACUAUCUUAUUAUUAUGGAAGUUGUCUAUGGGCCCAAUGUGACCAACCCAACUGGUGGCAUAGGCUUUGAUGAUGUCAGUUUUUCUGCUUCUAACUGUGCAUUGUCCCCCCAAGAAGCCCGGCCUCUGACUCGCAUCACCACGACACCCAUGCCCAACACCCAACAGCCGACCGGAGUGGUGGACUGCACGUUUGAGAGCGGUCUGUGUGCCUGGUCCCAGGAUCACACUGACCAGUUUGACUGGAUGCUCAACUCAGGGUCAACCAGGACUUCAGGCACGGGGCCUGUUGGUGACCAUACCACUGCUGACGGAUCUGGCAAAUACAUCUACAUCGAGACGUCUUUCCCUCAGAAGACAGGAGACAAGGCAAGGAUCAUCGGCCCUGUUAUUGAUGCUGGCCAGUACUGUAUCAGAUUCUCUGAAUCUUUCAGAUUCUUCUACCAGAUGUAUGGCCGUCAUGUAGACAGCCUCAAUGUCUAUGUCAUGACUGGCCUCAAUCUGCCCACCCCCACAUGGACCAAGAAAGGCUCUCAGGGACGUCCAUGGAAAGAGGCCGAUGUGGACAUUUCUGUGUCACGCUCGUUCAAAGUGAGUUCUGGUACCGUCUCGAUGCUGACUAUUGUGUUUGAAGGCAUCAAAGGUAGCAGCUACGAGGGAGAUGUUGCUCUAGAUGAUAUCAAGAUGACACCCGGUCCCUGUGGAGCAGGUUCUAAGAGCUCGGCAUACAGCUCUGUGUGCACAUUCCAGACAGACCUUUGCAACUUCACCCAGGACACAUCGGACCAGUUUGACUGGACCCGGAGAAAGGCGGCCACAAAGUCCAUCAAUACUGGACCCACCGUUGACCACAGUCUGGGGACUAGUGCAGGUUACUACAUGUAUGCAGAAGCCUCCAGCCCGCAGAGGCCUGGUGAUAAGGCUAGACUGGAGAGCAGUCAGAUAGCUGCAAACCCGACGGGCCCCAUGUGUGUGUCGUUUUGGUACAGCAUGUAUGGCAGGGAUAUUGGGAAGAUGAAUGUCUACAUCAGACGUAAAGGUGUUCUUGGGAGUCCGGUGUGGUCACGGCAUGAUGACCAGGGUUCAGUGUGGAAGCAGAGUACCCUGAGUGUACCCGCGGCCAACUCGCCGUAUACAGUUGUCUUUGAAGCAGUGCGAGGCAAUGGUCCUUUUGGGGACAUUGCCAUCGACGACUUUGUCAUUUCUAAAUCGGACUGUUCACACCCAGCAAACUGCAAUUUUGAGUCUGGCAUCUGCACUUGGGUCAAUGAUGAGAAGCAGGAUCAGUUUGACUGGCUGCGGACGAGUAAGACCACCGGCUCACAGAGCACUGGUCCUGUGGCUGACCAUACUCUGGGAAAUGACACAGGCAAGUACAUAUACAUCGAUGCCUCCAGCCCUCGCAGACAAGGAGAUAAGGCGAGGUUCAUCAGUCAGGAUCUGGACCCCUCUCUGCCUCGCUGCAUACACUUCUGGUACAACAUGAAUGGUGAGAAGGGCAUGAUAGUGAUCUUUGAAGGUGUUCGAGGUCCGUCAUGGAAUGGAGACAUCGCUCUGGAUGAUAUAACCUUUGAUACCACCAGUAACUGUGCAGUGACCCCGAGCAGUGCCGUGCCCACGUUUGGCCCAGUGACUGUGGCAGGGCCAGCCACCAGCACGCCGCCCAGCACCACCACCUCACAGUCUACAAAGGCACCUUUGGCAGAUGCUGUUGUAACAUGUACAUUUGACACUGGUUUAUGUGGAUGGAACCAGAGCAAGAGCGACAGCUUUGAUUGGCUCCGACAGAAAGGCCGAACAGCAUCCACCGACACUGGACCUCAAGCUGAUCACACCGGCAUCUCUCUUCUUUUGCCCUACUGUACAGACGGCUACUACUUGUACAUAGAGGGCAGCAACUCUACUCUGGGCAUGAAGGCCACCUUGACAAGCCCGGUCCUGACCCGUCCCGCCGGACAGACCAAAUGUUUCUCCCUCUGGUACUCUAUGCACGGGUCAAAUGUGGGCACUCUGCAGGUGUCCACCGUGGCCGCGGGGCGUCAGUCGAUCAUCUGGACCAAGCAGAGAGAGCAGGGUGACAAAUGGCGCAAAAUGUCCGUGGAGUUUGGGAAUACCUACCCAACGCAGUUCUCAGUAAGAUUUUUGUGUUUGAAGUCUAACGUCUUUUUAGAUAUGAUAUGUGGGUGGUUGGUGGAUGCUCUGGUGUGGCUCCAGAUAACGGCAACCAGAGGAGACGGCUAUCACAGUGACAUAGCUAUUGAUGACACCUCAUACACUGACGGACCCUGCCAAGGUAGGUUUAACACACUUUCUCAUUCAAUUUCAGGCACUGAUGCUCUUGGAAAACUGUCUUGUAACUUUGAGACCACUUGUGGCUAUGAGAACCUGCAGACUGACAAGACAAACUGGCUGCUGCACUCGGGCUCUACUGGCACUUCCGGCACAGGUCCAACAGCUGACCACACCAGCGGCACGAACACAGGACAUUAUAUGUAUUUGGAAACCUCACGGCCAGCUAAUCAAGGAGAUAAUGCUAUCUUAGCUUCUCCUGCAAUCACCGGGGGAGCUGGGGACUACUGUGUCAGCUUCUGGUACCACAUGUACGGCGCUCAAAUCGGCAAGCUGAACGUGAGAGUGUUUUCGGGAAGCAGCCAACCUCCACCUGUGUGGACCAGGUCAAGUAACCAAGGCAACGGCUGGAACAGAGCUCAGGUUGACUUUGCUCUUUCCAGAGCCAGCAGCCAGAGUGCUAACGCCCGUCUUGCCUUUGAGGGAAUAGUUGGCAGUGGCAUCAAAGGAGACAUUGCCAUAGAUGACAUUGUGGUGAUCAAGAAGAAAUGUCCCCAAGCACCUAUGUGCAGCUUCGAGGAUGGCACUCUGUGCAGCUGGUCCAAUGUGGGUGGGGAUCAGUUUGACUGGACCACCCAGAAAGGCACCACUCUGUCCACCUCUACUGGCCCCAAGGCGGAUCACACCCUGGGCAACAGUCAGGGCACAUACAUCUACAUUGAGACCAGCAGGCCGCGAGUCCAAAAUGACUCCGCAUAUCUGCUCAGUGAGACACUGAAAGCCACUGGAUCCACCCCAUACUGCUUCAAAAAGAUAUUCACAAAGCUCUUUCGUUCCCAGCUGAUGUUCAUUGGAGUCACUGGCAAUGGCUACUAUGGUGACAUCGCUCUUGACGACAUCUCAUUUAGUCGCCAAAGUUGCCAGAUUGCCCCAGCAAAUGCAGUGGUGCCAGGACAUACUACCACCGCUGCACCUGCAGUGACCAACGCACCACGGACAACAUUCCAGUCAAGCUCCACGUCUUUCAACUGUGACUUUGAGAACAGCAAGUGCGGCUGGACCAAUGGCCCUGGGGAUAAAGGUGACUGGCAGUGGUCAAAGACGGCUGCUCAAGUUGGACUGGCCAGGGCACCCAAAACUGACCACACCAGUAAUUCCUCCAGUGGACAUUACAUCUACUAUACGUCGAGUGCACGAGGGCAGACUAACGCCUUUCUGCUCAGCCCAAAGAUCACGGCCACCGGACCAAAAUGCUUGAAGUACUGGGCCUCCACGUCCAUCUUCACCAAACAGAUCAACGUGUACGUGAAACAGACCAGCGCCCUGGGACAGCCAGCUCAGAUUUUUUCCAAGGGGCUCGCAGUGCCUUGGACGGCAGAGUCUCUCAAUAUUGCAGCCCAGGGGACUUAUCAGGUUGUCUUUGAGGCGCUCACGACAAGUUACGGAAGACAAGGGGUUCUUGCACUUGAUGACAUCGUUCUUCUGGAUGGGACUUGUGAAGGACUUGCCUCGCAGACCGUGACUGUGUCCAGAGGCAAACCGUUUAGUUGUAACUUUGAGCAGAGCACCAUGUGUGACUUUACUCAGGACACAACUGACCAGUUUGACUGGACCUACGCCUCAGGCCGGACUGCCUCCACUGGCACGGGCCCCAGCAAAGACCACACUUACGGCUCUACCACGGGCCAUUAUGUGUACACGGAAGCCUCAGCGAGUGGCUUGAAGACCGGCGAUGUGGCAAGAUUGCUGAGUCCCUUGUUCACCCCAGUCUCCCAAGACUUGUGUCUGAAUUUCUACUAUCAUAUGUACGGGGGAACCAUGGGAGACCUGAAUGUCAAGCUGCUGAUUGUGGACUCGAACUUAUACACCCCGAAACUGUGGACGAUGUCGGGGGAUCUCGGAGACCGCUGGAGCCUUGGAGAGCUCACUCUCCCUGCACAGACAGUGGCGAAAAACUUCAAGAUCAUCUUUGAAGGUGUCCGAGGCUCAAACUUCAAGUCUGACUUAGCCAUAGAUGAUGUCUCGGUCAGGCUAGGAGCCUGUGCCUCCCAAGCUACUUGCAACUUUGAAAAGGGCUUGUGCUCAUUCACCAACUUACAGACAGAUGUGUUUGACUGGACCAGAGACAGCGGGGCCACAGACUCCACCGGAACUGGCCCCAGCAGUGACCACACCCUACAGAACAGCAACGGACACUACUUGUUCUUGGAGGCCUCCUCUCCCCGCCAUCCAGGAGACAUUGCUGUCCUGUCCAGUGAGAGACUUGCUCCCACCAACGCCAGCUGCUUCACGUUCUGGUACCACAUGUACGGCAGUACCAUGGGCAGUCUGAACAUCAUGCUUGCAGCCUCGGCCACCCAGAACACUACCAUAUGGACCCUGUCUGGCUCACAGCAGAACCGUUGGCAGAACGGACAAGUGCAAGUUGUCUCUCCGUUCACCAGUUUCUAUGUGAGUUGUCUUUGCUGUUUAGACGAUCCAUCUUAUUUUUUCGUCUCAGAUGAUCGAUCUCUUUCGUCUCAUCACUCCAGAAUGAUUUCUCCAGCAUCUGCCAAGCCAGCCACAAAGCCCUCGCUCCUCAACGCAGCGACAGCAGCUCCUACAACUACUGGCAGCUUGAACUGUAACUUUAACCUGGAUUUCUGCAAGUGGACCCAGGACAAGACGGACAACUUUGACUGGCAGAGACAGUCCCAACGUCCUCAGACCACGGCCACUGGGCCACAACGUGACCACAGCGGCACUGGCUCGUUUGCUUUCAUUGACUCCUCCUACCCUAACAAGCAGAAUGACAAGGCCGUUCUGAGGAGCCCUGUGAUGUCCAGUGGUCAACACUGUCUGAGCUUCUGGUACUUCAUGUGGGGCGACCACGUCUACCAGCUGAACGUCAGAGAUGCCAGGGGCUUGGUCCAAUGGACCAGACAGGGAACCCAAGGGAAGCAGUGGAACCUGGCAGCCAUCAACUUCAACAGGACCAGCUCCACACAGAUAUUGAUUGAGGCUGUUGUCGGCUCGGGACCAAGAGGAGAUAUUGCCAUAGAUGAUGUCACCCUCACCCCUGGCUUCUGCCCUCAAUCAAGUGCUGGCGUGGCUGGAGCUACUUGUGACUUUGAGCAGGGUCUGUGCCAGUACCAGCAAGACCCGGGGACACUGCAGUGGACGAGACAUUCAGGCCGCACUGACUCCUCGAACACAGGGCCAUCCACCGAUCACACAUACGGAGCUGGGAAAGGUCACUACAUGUACAUUGAAGCAUCAUACCACAGCAAAGGGGAGAUGGCCCAAUUGACGGUCAAGCACCUGACCAUUAGGGCCUCCCCCAUGUGUCUGGAGUUCUGGUACCACAUGUACGGGGCUGACCAGGGACAGCUGGCGGUCAAGGUCCAGGCCAAUGCAAAGUUUAUUAAAUCAGGCAACCAAGGCAAUAAAUGGAACAGAGGCACUGUGGACAUUGCAGCUGGUCAGGAUGACGUUUACAUCACCUUUGAAGCUAUCCGAGGAAACAGCUACACGAGCGAUAUCGCCAUUGAUGACAUUAUUCUGAGGAAGGAUACUUGCUCAUCAGUAAAUGGCAACUGUAACUUUGAGAUAGACACAUGUACCUGGUCCAACUCAAAAUCGGAUGACAUGGAUUGGAUUGUGGGAAAAGGCGGUACCAAGUCGGGCAACACUGGGCCUACUGCUGACCACACCACAGGACUGUCUAAUGCUGAAUACUUGUAUGUAAAAACAUCUUUAUAUAAACAGUUUCAUAUAGAGUCUGUUAUUUUGUACAAUUGUCCUUUCCUUUCAGGUACGUACUUGUACAUAGAAACAUCGUCUCCGAGUGUGGCUGGUGACAAAGCCCUCCUUCAGAGCGACCUGUUCCCGCCCAACCAAGCAGUGUGUUUCCACUUCUACUACAGCAUGUACGGCUCCACCACGGGGACUCUGCGCAUGUGGCUGGCCACGUACGACACCACAGUGGACAGUCUGAGCCAGCUGUCCAGGCAAGCUGUCUGGGAGCUCAGCGGUGACCAGGGGCAGGGAUGGCACGAGGGGAGAGUACAGCUACCGCAGCAAACGAACAGCUACAGGGUGAGUUUUUAUUUGGGGGAUAUAGCAGUUAUGGGACAAGUGCUAGUGGAAGGCGUGAAAGGCGUGUCCUACACCGGCGACAUUGCCAUAGACGACUUGUCCUUCACUGUGGGUGACAACCAGCCUUGCUUACUGCAGCCUAACUCUGCUGUACCCAUGACGACAGGCUCUCCUACCACCACACCAACAAACACCUUGGCUGCCGUACCACGUGAGUCUGGCAUCAUGUGUGACUUUGAGACAGACUUCUGUGGCUGGAAGGUGGAUAAGACUGCUCAACUGGGGUGGACCAGGCAUAAGGGUGCCACGGAUUCCUCCCGCACUGGCCCUUCGAAAGACCACACUUCUGGAAGUGGGUUCUACAUAUACAUGGAGACGUCCAGUGGUAGGCUAGGGGACCAGGCUCGCCUCCUCAGCCCCGCCAUCAGUGGAAGCUCUCAGCAGUGUUUCUCCUUCUGGUACCACAUGUACGGAGCCACAGUGCGGAGUCUUGCGGUACAACUGAAAGGUCCCAACAACCAGACUCUGACUCUGUGGCAAAUGAACGGCACUCAGGGGAACCACUGGCUGCAGGCUAAUGUCGACAUCGGGGGAUCCUCCAUGGCCUUUGCUAACCAGAUUGUUUUAGAAACCACCAGAGGCAUGUACUGGACUGGAGAUAUUGCUGUUGAUGAUGUUAAUUUGAUUCAAGGACCCUGUCAGAUUUUCUUCUUAGGUUCAGGAGCGUUGCAGUCACCUGUGAACUGUGACUUUGAGACUGCCAAUAUUUGCGGCUACAUGCAGGACGACACAGAUAACAUUGACUGGCUGAGGACACAGCGCUCCACAAAAUCUACGGGCACUGGACCCAGAUUUGAUCACACAUACAAAACUUCUGUCGGUCAUUACAUGUACAUAGAAGCUUCUGGACAGAAGUAUGGAAACAAAGCCUUGCUGUGGUCACCUCCAUUCAAGCCUACGUCCGGUCAGUGUGUGUCCUUCUACUAUCACAUGUACGGCGCUGGCAUGGGCACGCUGACCGUGUUCCUGGGAUCCCUGAACCGGACUGGUUCCUUCAUCACCAACACACAGCUGUGGUCAUUGAAGGGGCCACAACCCAACGAAUGGCUGCAGCAGAGCAUUCCACUCCCACCCGGCUCGCAAGGGACCUCAGUUAAUGUGAGUGGUUUCGCAGAAAUAGGUUUGGUUGAGAUAACUGACUUUUAUCUUACAAGUUUUUUUUUUUUUUUUUUAGUAAAAGUUUUACGGCACUUGCAACCAUUCUCAAUUCACACCUUUAUGUUUUUGUAUCGCCAGCUUGUGUUCCAAGCGUCAGUCGGUGCAAGCUACUUGAGUGAUAUCUCCAUUGAUGAUGUGUCUUUGACCAAUACCUGCCCCGUGCCUGGUGAGUGCAGCUUUGAGACAGGCAUGUGCAGCUGGGAGGGCAAACAAUCUCUGCAUAAUGGCAUCCAGGCCCAGUUCAUUCGAGUGACCGCCAACUCCAGAGUAUUUGUGGCGGGCAGUGCACAUCCAGCAGUGGACCACACAACUGCCUCAGCAAAUGGUACGGUCACCUCCAACAGUGGCAGACAGCAGGGCCAGGUGGUCACUCUGAGAUCAGAAGCUCUGAAAGCCACCAGCUCCUCGGGCACCUGCUUCCACUUCUGGUACAGCAACUACGGCUCAGGGUUCUCCUCGGCUACUCUUUAUAUCGAGACAUCUGUGAGUAAGAAAGCGGUGUGGCAGCUAGCCAGUAACACAGGCACUAAAGCUUUCUUGGAGGCUCAGGCAUAUGUGUACAGCGCCACAGUCUACAGACUCACCUUCUCCGUCACUCUAGAGGGAGGGAAAGGCUACCUAGCUCUGGACGACUUCACCGUUACAACGGGAUUUUGUGCAGUGAAACCCAGCACAGCCUCUGUCACAGGGGCACCUACUCCGCCCAUGACAACCGUGCCCGCCACUGCGCCACCACAAGGUCCCAAGUCCAAUGUUGACUGUGACUUUGAGAAAGGUCUGUGUCAGUGGCAGCAGUCUCAGACUGACCAGUUCAACUGGACACUCCAGGCGGGCAGCACGGGCAGUUCCUUAACGGGGCCUACUGUGGAUCACACUCUCAAGACAGGAAAUGGACAUUACAUCUUCAUCGAAGCUUCCAGCCCAAGACGUGUCAACGACACAGCUGUUGUUCAAAGUCCUCAGAUAACCAACUCUGGUGUCCAGUGCCUGAGGUUCUGGUACCACAUGUUUGGGGUGGACAUCAACACCCUGAACAUGUACACGCAGACAAGCGGACAGGUGAGGUCACUGGUGUGGACUCGACACGGGACACAGAGCAACGACUGGCUGCCGGCGUUGGUGGAUGUACAGGUGAAGAGGGUUGAUGUGUGUUCUGACACUUUGGUAGAUCGCUGCAACUUUGAGACAGACACCUGCGGCUACUCUUCCACCUCUCGCUUUUGGCGUCGGUAUCAACGCACAACAUCUUCAGUGGGCACCGGACCAACCAACGACCACACCUACGGAACAUUAGCAGGCCCAUUUCAACGCUGUAAUUCCUCCCCUUUCUCCUCAGGCCACUACAUGUAUGCCGAAGCUUCCUCGCCCAACAAACCGGGAGACAAACUUCUCCUUGUGGGUCAGCCUCAAAAACCCACGACCGGUCACUGUGUCUCGUAUUGGUAUCACAUGUACGGACGCACCAUGGGCACCUUGAAUGUGAUGGCCAAAACUGGUCCCACGUCUCAGAAGAUUCUGGCAACGCACACAGGAAACCAGGGAAAUAGAGCUUUCACCCAUUUACUGUAUGCUGGUCCUCAGUUGGAGUUUGAGUCUGUGAUAGGCUCUGGAGUCCAGAGUGACGUGGCUGUAGAUGACAUUGGGAUCACCCCAGGGGCUUGUGGCGCCUCGGAGGGUUCCUGCGACUUUGAGAAGGACAGAUGCACCUGGGCCGACAAACCCGGGCCCUCUUCUUGGCUGAGGGUAACCAGCAGAAGCUUCAGUGGCAGGUCGCCAAACACAGAUCAUUCUUCACUGAGCAACACAGGUGAGAUGAAAAUGGCAAUGAAACGGCGAACCAUGUUGUUAUCAAUCCACCCCAACGGCAACGUCCAGACAACGGCAGCCACCGUGAUGAGCGGAGCCAUGCAGCCGUUCACCGGGACCAAGUGCUUCUCCUUCUGGUACCUCGCUUCUGGGAGGACAGCUAAGCUGCAAAUCUCUGUGGCUGACGUGAGUGGUAAUAAUCCAGCAGUGAUUUGGACAAUGACGCACCAGUCUACCUCAUGGCAGUAUGCUAGUGUGCCCAUCAGCUCUCGCACCUCGGCCUAUGUGGUUCUCAUCAAUGGCGUUGCCCCCAGCAAUGUUGGGUAUGUUGCCAUUGAUGAUAUUGUUGGCAAACGCACUGCAUCGACCAGUUGUCCGGUGAUCCCAGCUGAUGCAGGGUCAAGUUCAUCCCAGACCUCUACGUCAUCGCCAGCGCCAGUGACCUCCACACCAGUACCUUUUGUAUCUCAGUCCCCGUACGACUGCAGCUUCGAGUCGGGCACCUGCUCGUGGACACAGGAGAAGACCAGGGACAACUUUGACUGGAUCCGAGCCCAGGGACCCAAGGGAACCAGCACUACAGGCCCGACCACUGAUCACACCACUGCAAACAGCACGGGCUGGUACAUGUACAUCAACUCUGUGUACCUGGUGAACCCUGACAGUAGCAGCCAGCAGACGGCCUGGCUUCUCUCCCCGCCCCUUGCUCAGCUAAAAAUGGUCUGUCUCCAGCUGUACUACCACAUGUACGGGCCUCAUGUGGGCUCACUCAACGUCUACACGUUGGACCAGAGCUCUCAAAAGAUCCAGUUCGUGUCCAAGAGCGGUAACCAUGGCAGCCAGUGGCAGUUCCUGCAAGUGCAGACUUCUGUGAUUGGAGGGAAGAGACUGGUCAUUGAAGGUGUCCGUGGUGUGAGCUACCUGGGGGACAUUGCCAUUGAUGACAUUCAUGUGGUCACAGGAUUUUGUCAACCCCAAGUGGGCCCAUCCUGUGGGUUUGACUACGGGGACUGUGGAUGGACACAGGGUAAUGGAGACAAAUUUGACUGGACCAAAAACCGAGGUUCUACGUCGACCCCAAACACUGGCCCAUUUACAGAUCACACCCUCGGGAGCAAUUAUGGCUCCUACUACUACAUAGAGAUCAACGGACUCAUGAGACGGGGAGACUUUGCCUAUCUGGUCAGCCCUGUCCUGCAGACUCGCACCACACAGUGCAUGACCUUGUGGUACCACAUGAAGGGCAGAAACAUCGGGAGUCUCCGUGUGGGCACAGUGACCCACGCAGAUAUUGUCGCAAACAGGCCCAACUUCCAGUCGGUGUGGUCUCGUCAGGGGCAACAAUCCACUGACUGGCUCAAGGCCGAGGUCACAGUUGUCUACCCUGGACAAGACUACCAUGUUGUCCUCCAAGGUGUAGUCGGAAGUGGUGCUCAAGGAGAUGUUGCCAUUGAUGAUGUUUCCUUCCGGGAUGGAGCCUGUCCGUUUAGCGGCAACAACGACUUUGAAAAUGGACUUGAUCUGUACACGAACGUGAAGACCGGUGACAACUAUGACUGGUUGGUCACUUCCAGCGCCCGUCCAGUCUUUGGCCACAGGAUCCCUUUUGUAGACCACACUCUGAGAUCUUCCAAUGGUCACUUUGCACUGGCCUUCACCCGAGGUGUCCGAUACGGUAGAAGGUCACGUCUGUUCACGCCGGUGCAUGAUGCGGCUCAGAGCUGGUGUUUCAGCUUCUACUACUAUAUGACUGGCUCUGACGCCGCAACACUGAACGUCUAUCUCUACGACGUGACAGUGCAGAAGUUUAGUCUGCUCUGGGCUGUCUCCAACACCACCAGCCAGUGGAUGUACGCUAGAGUGGGACUUUCCUCCCCCAAGAACCAGUUCCAGCUUGUGUUUGAGACUGUGUUUGGCCGCAGGUCCGAUGAACUGGUGGCAGUGGAUGACGUUAUCUCGAAGGGCACAUCUUGCACAAUCUACCCUACCACAGCCCGGCAAGCUUCUCUCACUACUACAGUGCCGACUUCAAUGCCCUCUACGACCACACAAAUUCCGUCGCAGUAUGACUGUGACUUUGAGUCCAACAAUGUGUGCAAGUGGAAACAGGACACGGACGACCAACUGGACUGGAAAGUCAGCCAAGUUUCACUCCUACCCCGAGGUCUGACGGUACCCUCAGCUGAUCAUACCCUGAAGAAGAACCAAGGCCACGUCCUGCACCUCCCUGACACCGUCAUCCACCACGCCAAUGACACGGCCGGCCUGCUGUCUCCCAGUCUGCCGCCAGCUGGGCGUGGCAACUGUCUCACUUUCUGGUACAGGCUCUACGGGCCUACUGUUGAUGGUCUACAGGUGUACACCAUUUCUGGGUCUGGGGCUAGCAAGAGCAAGAAACUCCAGUGGCAGAGGACUGGCACACAAGGUCUGGAUUGGAACUGGGCUCAGGUUUUGGUUUCCGGCUCCUCAAACUAUCAGUUUGAAAUCGUUGGAGUGAGGGGUGCCAACUAUGCUGGGUCCACAGACAUAGAUGACAUCAGGUUUUCACCACUGCCGUGUAGAGAAGCUGACUUCUCACUCAACAACGACUGUGACUUUGAGCUGGGCACCUGUGGCUUCACCGACAGCGUCAACGACAACUUCAACUGGACACGAGUGACCGGCUCCACUGGAAGUUAUAACACAGGACCCACACAGGACCAUACUUAUGGGACAAGACAAGGUCACUACAUGUACAUCGAGGCUUCCAACAAACCUGCAGGGAACCGCGCCAGCUUGAUCAGCCCACAAGUGUCGGGCGCCACCACCUCCUGUCUCAGUUUCUUCUACCACAUGUUCGGCUCACAGAUGGGGGAGCUGCAUCUCUACCAACUCUUGCAGGGUCGGUCAUUCCUGUGGAAACGCAGUGGUGACCAAGGCAACAUGUGGGUGAGGGCAGAGGUAACACUGCCAGCUUCAUCAGCUGGUCCCUACAGCAUCGAGUUUGAGGGUGUUGUGGGCACUGGUUUCCGUAGCGACAUUGCAAUUGAUGACAUCCGCCUGAGAUCAGGGGCUUGCGACACUAAAGGAGCUUGUGAUUUUGAGCGAGGUUACUGUACCUGGAAAAACAUUGGUAGUGACCAGAAGAUGGACGAAUUUGAUUGGCUCAGAGGUCAAAGCUCAACUCAAUCUUCGAGCACUGGACCCACGGCUGACAACACUCUGGGAAAUGCCUUAGGUCACUAUCUGUUCAUUGAAGCUAGCAGGCCACGUGUCCAAGGAGACAGGGCAGACCUAUUGUCUGAGCCAUUCUCCGAUAACCAGGUCCACUGCAUGCACUUUCACUACAACAUGCGUGGCUCAGGGGUUGGAGCCCUGUCUGUCUGGCUUCGGGGUAUUGGUGCUGGCUCGCCCACUCAGAUGAUUUGGAUGCUCAAAGGUGAUCAGGGACAGAAGUGGAUGCCCGGUAGGGUCAAGGUCAACUCACAACAGUCCUACCAGGUGCUGAUACAAGCCACUGUUGGAGCCAGCUACCUUGGUGACAUUGCCAUCGAUGACAUCAUGUUCACCAAUGAUGACUGUGCUUUGGUUCCAUCCAAUGCCGACCCAUCUCUGUACUCCAUGACCACCACAACUCUGGUCACGACUGUACCUACCAGGUCAACGUCAGGGAGAGAAGUUAAGAAAAGUAAUCCAUUUGAUGAUGAAAAUUGUGUGAUGUUUUCAGUUCCUACACCAUAUGACUGCAACUUCGAGAGCGGUUUCUGUAGCUGGGCUCAGGACUUCAAUGACCAGUUCAACUGGACGCGCCUUCAGGGUCCUACCGGAACUCUGCAGACUGGCCCUAUUGCUGAUCACACACUGGGGACAGGUGAACUUCAUGGAGUUUUUGUCAAACUAUUUCAGUUUAAAGUGAAAUGUGCUAGAAUGGGAUCAACAUGCGUGAAAUCAAACAAAGGCUGGUACAUCUUCAUGGAAGCGUCUUCCCCAAGAAAGGCAAACGACACCACACGUCUGCUCAGCCCCAGCAUCGGCCCAGGCAUCCGCUGUUUCCGUUUUUUCUACUACAUGUACGGCCAGAGUGUGUACCAGCUCAACGCGUACGUGAAAGAGGGCAGCACCAUGACUCAGAUCUUCAGCAGGCAGGGAGACAUCGCUCAGAGUUGGCUCAGUGCCUCCAUACCCGUGAACCGCACUCAGAAUUAUCAGGUGUGCAUCUCCUCUAGAAAUGUAAUUGCUGAAGACAGUUUGUAUAAAAUGAGUCUGAUACUGAAAAAAGAACAGCAAUUGAUAGCACUUGUUGCUUUCCAUCAGCUUGUCUUAGAGGCCGUGAGGGGCAAAAGCUACUCCGGAGACAUAGCGGUGGACGACAUCACAGUCCCGACUGGCCCCUGCUCUGAACUCAAUCCUGAAGCUGGCCUGGUAUUGUGCACAUUCGAGAAGCGAGACCCCAGCCAACAGUUGUGUGGUUACCAGAACGACCCAAAUGCCGACUUCCAGUGGCAGGUACAUAGUGGUUCUACAGGCACACGGCAGACUGGACCUUACACUGACCACACCUAUGGCUCCUUCAGUGGGCACUACAUCUACACUGAGGGAUCUUCACGUAAACAGAACGACACAGCCCGAAUCAUCAGCCCCGUGUACACAAGCAGCCAGGCGACCCAGCACUGCCUGAUCUUCUACUACCACAUGUACGGCUCAGACAUCGGCACGCUCAAUGUGUACCAAGUCCCUGCCACCAUGACCAGUAACCCUGGCUCACCCAAGUGGUCUAUUUCAUAUGAUGUGGGCGCAGGAUGGAAGAAGGGCGAGGUGAACCUUGACCUGCAGGGCAACUAUCAGCUCAUCUUUGAAGGCAUCAUAGGUACAGGCAUCCGAAGCGACAUUGGAGUGGAUGACAUCAGGGUUAGGCCAGGAUCGUGUCCCAAUACAAAGCUGUGUAGCUUCACCAAGGACACAUGCUUGUGGCAGAAUGUCAAGGACGGCUCUGACGACUUUGAUUGGAUACGAGGUCAUGGCUCCACCGCCUCAUACCAAACUGGACCCAGCACUGACCACACCUCGGCCGCUGGAUCUGGCUCAUAUAUGUACAUCGAGAGCUCUCAGAAGUUGAAAGGACAGCGUGCAAGGCUCAUCAGCCAGGUGUUCCCUCCGGUACAAGACCAGGACUAUUGUCUGUGGUUCUGGUACCACAUGUAUGGCGCAGACAUCGGCACUCUCAGAGUGAUCGUGAUGAACAACGCUAGCUACGACGUGAUAGCGUCCGACGCAACAGUGUGGGAGCUACAGGGAGCCUCCGGGGAUCAAUGGAUGCCGGCUCAAGUCAACAUCAGCCGGACGUACACCAAGAAACCUUUUGUGGUGAUCUUGGAAGGCGUAGAAGGGAGUGGUUACCGUGGUGACAUUGCCAUUGACGACACCAGCAUCUCAGCCAUGAGCUGUAGGACCAAGCCAGACAACGCUCAGCCAAUAAUUGAUGCCCAAGGUCAGGCCAGCUGCACUUUUGACCAGAACAGUACUUGUGACUGGACACAGUCUGUCUACAGCGAUGUCCAGUGGCAGCUGACCUCUGUGGCCACAGCUUCCACUGGCACCGGACCCAGACAAGACCACACAGGACAGGAACUGUUGGUUUUGGCUAUUUCAGGUGGCUAUUACAUCUAUCUGGAGGCAUCGGGAAUACAAGUCCAUGACGCUGCAAUCCUGAAGUCACCUUUGUUGCCCCCAACAACUGGUGUCAGCUGCUUCUCCUUCUGGUACCACAUGUACGGGACAUCUGUUGGUCGCCUGAUGCUCAUCAGCACUGUUGGCCGAGUGAGUUCGGUGGUGUGGCAGAGAGACGGUUCCCAAGGCAACAAGUGGAUGCAGGCAGCCGUGACUGUCCACAGUCUGUCCAACUAUCAGCUCUACCUUCAGGCUCAGCGGGGCACCGGCUACUCUGGAGAUAUUGCUGUUGAUGAUCUUAGGUUUGAGGCUAAGGCUUGUCCACACAAAGGUGACUUGUACAAUACUCCAUUGUUGACCUGUCUUGUACCUGUGUCCCCAGCCGUGUGUGACUUUGAGGAUGGCUUCUGUGGCUACGAGCAAGUGCAAGAUGACAACUUUGACUGGAUCCGAACUAGCAAGGCCACACAACGUGUUGGUACAGGUCCCGUCAUUGACCACUCUUUGGGAUCUGCUCAAGGGCACUACGUGUACAUCGAGGCGGCCAAACCCAGAAAGGCCGGGGACCGGGCUCGUCUCAUCUCCCCUGUGUAUCCCGGUGGAGGGAAACAGUGCCUGCAGUUCUACUACUACAUGCACGGCUCUGCCAUGGGCUACCUGCUGGUCUACGUGCACAAUGUGGGGCAGACAGAGCUGGGACCUCGCAUCAUCUCCAAGCACGGUGAUCAGGGAAACACUUGGCUGCUCACACAGGCUACCAUCAGCAAAGACACGCCGUAUCAGGUACCGUUAUUUCGCAGUGUGAGUUGUAGGGGGUCCUGCUUCCAUACUAUCCUGUCGAUUUUGUCAUGCCAUUUCAGGUACCGUUAUUUCGCAGUGUGGGUUGUUGGGGGUCCUGCUUCCAUACUAUCCUGUCAGUUUUAUCUUUCCAUAUGCCAUAUCAGGCACUGUUAUUUUGCAGUGUGGGUUGUUGGGGGUCCUGCUUCUAUACUAUCCUGUCAGUUUUAUCUUUCCAUAUGCCAUAUCAGGUACUCUUAUUUUGCAGUGUGGGUUGUUGGGGGGUCCUGCUUCUAUACUAUCCUGUCAGUUUUAUCUUUCCAUAUGCCAUAUCAGGUACUGUUAUUUCUCUUAAAAAGCGAGAACAGGAUAGAUGCUAAUUUAAGACACUCUCUUCUUGCUUCUCAGCUCAUCUUUGAAGGCAUCGUUGGAUCGAACAGCUCUAGCGACAUUGCAGUGGACGAUAUCCAGAUCCUGCCUCACGUCUGCCCAGACCCUGUGAGCUGUGACUUUGAGAAUGGUUUCUGCACUUUCCGGAACCGCAAGGACGAUAACUACGACUGGAUCCGGAGUUCCCCUCAGGAUGGCCGAUACUCAAGCUCUGCGCCUGCCGUGGACCACACAACCAGUUCAAUUAGUGGUAUGUAUCAUGUAUGUUCUGUUAAGAGGGUGCGGUGGGGGAGUGGUUCCUACGCCCUCACCACCAUCCCCUCAUCUUCUCCGGCCAUGGCAAAUGCUGUGCUGGUCAGUGAGUUGAGCCCAGAUACCCUCGGCAAAUGUCUGCGCUUUGCCUACAGCAUUUAUGGAGAUGGUGCCCUCCAUGUGUACCUAGACACUCCUGCCAAGAACGUAACGCUGUUACAGAUGACCAACGCCAAUGGACAAGACAAAUCCUUGCAGUGGAAAACAACAGAACUGGAUAUCAAGUCAGCUGUUCCGUUCUACCUAGCGUUCGAAGCCUCACGGCCCCUUGUGGGCACAGUGACUGUUGUCGUUGAUGAUGUUCAGCUUUUGGCGGGAGUCUGCCAGAGUCAGACCACAGCACCUCCCCUUCCUACCCCGACUCUGCCAGCUUUACUGACAGUCCUGUCAUGUGACUUUGAGGUGCGUGGGUCUCUGCACACCUGUAGCUGGAAACAAGACAAACAGGAUGACUUUGACUGGACCUGGACUUCAGGAAGAAUAGAUUCCUUCAACACUGGACCCUUGUCUGAUCACACCUUGGAUAACGGGAAAGGCCACUACAUCCACAUCGACGUUAGUGGGAAAGCCGCCAACGACUCGGCCCGACUGAUCAGCCCUCAGUUCCUGAACCCCGUCUCUCGCUGCCUCUCCUUCUGGUACCACAUGCAUGGCGUGCACAUUAACAGGCUCAAUGUCUACCUCAGCGGCUCGAAAGGACGCGGACCAGCCAUCUGGACAAAACAGGGGGAGCAGGGCUUGAGCUGGCUACAGGCGUUUGUCGAACUGGGAACUCAUUCAGAUUAUGUCAAGAUUGUGUUUGAGGGUUUGGCCGGUGUGAGCUACCAAGGAGAUAUAGCUUUGGAUGACGUCAAAGUCUACGAUGGGAAAUGUCCUCCCACAGCCGUGUGUGACUUUGAGGACGACGGCCUCUGUGGCUUCGACCAGGACCUGUACGAUGACUUUGACUGGACGCGGCACCUGGGCAGCACUAACUCUUCCUACACAGGACCCUCCAGUGACCACACGUACGGUACAGCCUCAGGGCACUACAUCUACAUUGAAACAUCGGUGCCAAGAAAGUCCGGGGACAUUGCACGUAUCAUCAGUCCCACGUACCCCCCUACCAACGGGGCGUGUCUGCAGUACUGGUACCACAUGUAUGGCAAGACAGUGGGAACUCUGGCAACUUACAUCCGCAACCACCGCGGGGCUGACCAGUCUUUGGAUGUCAAGAGUGGCAACUUCAGUGACCAGUGGCUCCUCAACAGGAUAGAUAUCCAGUCUCUCACACCUUACCAGAUUGUGUUGGAGGGCUCUGUUGGUGGGAGCUACACUGGAGAUAUUGCUGUGGAUGAUUUUACCCUCAAGAACAGCCCUUGCAUCAAUCUGGUCAGCUGCGACUUUGAGCAGAACCUGUGUUCCUGGACUCAGAAUGUAAAGGAUGACCUGGACUGGCAGCUCAACUCUGGCCCCACUCCUUCUUCCCGGACGGGACCCACACAGGAUCACACUCUCAACAGUAUUGCAGGCCAGUACAUCUACCUGGAGUCUAGCCAGCCCAGCCAGCCAGGAGACAUAGCCGAACUGGACUCACAGGAGAUUGCCGUGGUGUCUCAGAGCGACUUCUUCUGUUUCUCCUUCUGGUACCACAUGUACGGGGACAACAUCGGCUCUCUCAAUGUUACCAUAAAGACAAUCGUCGAUGGUCAUUCCAAGCUCCUGUUCUCUUUGUCUGGCCCACAAGGAUCUACAUGGAAGCAAGCCCUGGUCAACAUUUCACUCCCAGAUGACACUUUUAUUAUCUCUGUUAUUGGGACUAUCGGGAAUGGCUACACAAGCGACAUUGCUCUAGAUGACUUCCAGCUGACGGAUGAUUCCUGUCUAGCAGGACAGAACAAGCAGUUUAGCUGUGGAGAUGCCCACAACACAAUGAUUCCUUCAUCACAAGUUUGUGACUUCAAACGAGACUGCCCUUCCACAUUCAGAGAUGAAACAGUUUGUGGUAAAUUAAUCUUGUUUUUAUUAUUCUCACCAGGUGACUGUGACUUCCAGUAUGACUGGUGCCAAUGGGUGGACACCAGUACAGGAGACUUCCAGUGGCAGAGAGGCAAGAACCAGACGGCCACUGCCAACACAGGCCCAACCUACGACCACAACAAUAAUCCACAAGGUCUGCAAACAGUGCUUCAGGCUCUUUACACACAUUUUGAUUAUGUUAUGAUCGAUUGUGCAAAUCUCAUUUUAAAAAUGUUUUUAGCUGGCCAAAAGAGACAUAAAACAUAUAUGUGUGUGUGUUUUACUAUGUCCCCAGGUUACUAUCUAUACGUGGAUGCUUCCAUCGGGUCUCGUAACAGUAUGGCAGAACUCAAGACACUGUUUCAGUUUGGCCCAUCCCCAGCCUCAUGCCAGAUGCAGUUCUUCUACCAUAUGUACGGCUCUGGCAUCGGUCGUCUGAUGGUUGUGAUAAGAGAGUCUCAGGAAGACACAGUCUUGUUUGACAAAACUGGGAACCAGGGCAACAAGUGGCAGAAAGGCCUUGUGGACUUGGGACGUGUUGCAGUGCCGUUCAGGAUUCUGUUCCGAGCCACAAGAUCGUACAGUGUACUCGGGGAUAUUGCCAUUGAUGACGUUUCAUUUAUUCAUUGCAAUUACCCAGUGGUCCAAAAAAGCUGUGCCUCCAACCAGUUCACCUGUACCAGAAAGUCAUGCGUGGACGCCGUCAAAGUGUGCGACUUUUCUGAUGAUUGUGGAGAUGGCAGUGACGAAGCUAACUGCAGUGCAUACCCAAUGCGAACAGACUUUGAGUACAGCUUUGGCCAGUGGAGUCAGGAUAACACUGACGACUUUGAUUGGACGCGCCAACAAGGCUCUACGACUUCUGACGACACCGGACCCACAAGGGAUCACACGAGAGGGACUACCAAGGGUCACUAUGUAUUUAUCGAGACCUCUCAGCCAAGGAAGACCGGGGACAAGGCUCGGCUCAUCAGUCCUAUUUUCUCCGCCACUACCAUUUCUGGGUCAUCAUGUGAGCUUCGCUUCUACACCCACAUGUACGGUGGGACAGUUGGCUCCUUGAAUGUCUAUACCAGAGCUACGGCCAACGGACCCAUGAAGCAGGUGUUCGUUCGGACUGGAAAUGAAGGCAAUCAGUGGGUGCGCCAGAUUGUUCCGCUUACGGAGAACUCGGACUUCCAGGUGGUCAUCGAGGCUGUGAAGGGCAGGUCUUACACCGGGGAUAUUGCUCUGGACGAUGUGUCUAUGACACCCUCCUGCAAGUUCAGCACCAACUCCUUGCUCCCGACUGUGGCUAGCCCAACACAGACAACCCCAGGACCUUGUGGCUCCAACUUCUCAUGUGAUGCGGGCAAAUGUCUGCCUCUCACGUCUGUCUGCAACUUUGUGCUGGACUGUAAUGAUGGGACGGAUGAAGCCUUGUGUGGGUCAUGUGACUUUGAGACAUCACUGUGUGGAUGGAGAGACACCAGUACUAGUGUGUACAAAUGGUUCAACAUGAGCACACAGGCUGCCUCAGGGCAAAGGCCGCUGGUUGAUACGACCUUCAACAGUCCAGGUCAAGGCCACUAUAUGACAGUUGUCAAUGGCACUGGUGUGACCCGUGACCCCGCGACCUUGCUGUCCCCCGUGCUGCAUGCCACAGGACCAAGUUGCCGCAUGUCCUUCUUCUACUACAUGAACGGGGCUGGAUCAGGUGAGCUGUCCGUGUCCCUCCAAAACUCCAACGACACGGGCACUCUGAAGAUGACCAGACUGUUUGGCACCACCACGGUCAGCAGCUCCUACACGUGGCAAAGAUACUCAGUGGACAUUGGGGAGAAGCCAGCCGGCUAUCAGAUUGUCGUCCAGAGUAACCCGACCAGUGGAUAUCCCUUCGGUGUAGCUGUUGACGACAUUCGUUUCCUGGACUGCCAGCCAAACACAGUAUUCAAUCAGACCAGUUUGGACUGCUCAUUUGAUGGUGGAAACUUCUGUGACUACUUUGAGUCUCGCAACGACGACUUUGACUGGACGGUCACCAACUUGCCGACCCCAUCCUACUACACCGGACCCUCGGGUGACCACACAACGGGCAAGGGAUACUACUUGUACAUUGAGGCAUCCUUCCCGCAAAAACCUGGGGACCGGGCUGUCCUUCUGUCUGCCCUACAGCCUCCGCCAGACUCAGACAACUGCCUGGAGUUCUGGUACCAUAUGUUUGGCUCAAACGUUCAGACACUGAAUGUCUACAUGGUCACUGACAAAACCAAGUACACUCUGAUCUGGACACGAUCCGAUUCCCAGGGCAACGUCUGGAGAAUGGGAGAGGCUCCAAUCAAGACGACCAAGAACUAUCAGAUUGCGUUUGAAGGAUUGGUUGGGUCAGAGUACAGUGGAGACAUUGGGCUUGAUGACAUCUCUUUGCGAUCUGGAAAAUGCCCUCGCAAACCUGUGUGUGACUUUGAGAUAGAUCUGUGCGGAUACGCACAACUAAAGAGGACAGAUAAGUUUGACUGGACUCGAUGGACCAAUGGGACAGGAAGUGCAGGCACCGGCCCUUCCAAGGACCACACAACACAGAACGGAAAUGGCUACUACAUGUACAUCGAAGCCUCUGGUCGUCACUCGGGAGACAACGCACAACUGAUGAGCCCCCAGGUGAUGGUGACCAACAGUCAGUCUCACUGCGUCUACUUCUGGUACCAUCUGUACGGGGCCCACAUCGGACAGCUCAACGUCUACGCCCGGGUGACCAGCGGUCGAGAUGUUCGACUGUGGAAUAGUGACAAUUUGGGUCGAGGAAACUUCUGGGCGCAGAGCAGAGCCACCAUUGAUGGGUCCCUCGGCAACUUCAAUGUAAGUGUCACUCACUGUAAAGUUUACUCCUGUUUGUCUUCGCGCAUAUCUGAUGCCACCACGUCAUCCUUUAAAAGAAUUAUUUCUUUGCAUCAGGUCAUUUUUGAAGGAGUUGUUGGCCAAGGUUUCCAGGGCGACAUUGCCAUUGAUGACAUCCGUAUCGCCAAGGGAGCAUGCCCACACAUCGGAACCUGUGACUUUGAGUACGACCAGUGUGGUUAUUUCAAUCCCCGUCUUUCAAUAGACAAUUUUGAUUGGUUGAGAAAUUCUGGUAGCACACUGACGUCCCGCACCGGCCCCCCUGUGGAUCACACCUCCAACACUGGUACAGGCUACUACAUGUACAUCGAGUCCAGUUCCCAGAAUGCCGGUGAGAGGGCGUGGCUGUACUCUGACGACAUCCCCAGCACUCCGAACUCCUGCGUCUCGUUCUGGUACUUCAUGUAUGGAGCUGGUAAGUGUCUUUUUCCUCAUGGCGUUAUCCUCUGCGAUAGCUGCAUGUUUAAGAUCAGAUAUGUGGGUACCCUGAGGCUGUACUUUGUGAAAACGACCAACAGCACGUCCCUGUUGUGGCAACUGUCAGGUGACCAGGGAGACCAGUGGAGGCAGGUCCAGCUCAACGUUACCAGUGAUGUGCCUUAUCAGAUCGUGUUUGAUGGAGAAAUUGGCAAAGCUGGCGGGCAGGGCGACGUUGCUAUUGAUGAUGUCAUCAUCUACGAUGGAGACUGCAUGAACACCACGGCACCCCCACCCACUGACAUCACCGUCGCUACUAGGCCAACUUAUCCACCCUCCCAGUAUGACUGUAACUUUGACAGCAACACGCGGUGUUCCUGGAGUGAGGACACCUCUGACCAGUUCGACUGGACCAUCCACAAAGGAGCUACAGACUCAUCCUACACUGGACCCAGCUUUGACCACACCACUGGAAAAGUACUUGAGAUAACUGUACAUUGUCGUGACUUUCUUUCACUCUCUUGCUAUCCAGGCUACUACUUGUAUACGGAGAGCUCCCCCACAUCAGCCAACGACACAGCACGCCUGUUCAGUAAGGAUGUGCAGCUCAACAAAGAUGGCAUAUGUCUCAUAUUCUGGUACCUUAUGUACGGAAGCACCAUUGGCUCUCUGAAUGUCUAUGCGCAGCAGAAUGGUGAGUUUUCUAUGUGUCCAUCCCUGAAUAUCAGCCUUAUUAAUUCAUUUGUGUUGCUGACCUGUCUAUCCCACAUUGGCUUGUCAGUGAUGAGUUUUUGUGUGGUUUUCGUGGUUGUAUCUUCGUUUGUGAAGCAAGGCCUUUGUAUACCAGUUUGCUUUGUGUUUUGCCUUAAAAAACAUUUCAAAGAAACCAGAUACAUUGUUAGACCUGAAUACCAUAGAUAUGCUGAUGGUCACUGUCUCCUUUCUGUGUCUCCAGGCGCUCUUGGCCCUAUCCUGUGGCAGCGGUCAGGCGAUCAAGGUCGUUUCUGGAAGAUGGCCAGCGUCCACAUCACACCGAGUUCUCUGGUACAGCCAACCUCCACAAUGCAGGUAGGCGUACUGAUGACACCCAUCAUAAUGGUUUUUGAAGCUGUGAUGCUAAGAAGCUACCUGGGGGAUACAGCCAUUGAUGAUAUCUCCACACAUCCGGGAACUUGUUUGGAAUAUGGAGGUGUAUGUGACUUUGAAGACGUGAGCAUCUGUGGCUUUAGCCAGGACAAUCUGGCCACACUCAACUGGACACAAACCAGUGGACGCACACCAUCGGGGAGCACCGGACCAUCCAGUGACCACACCUACGGCACUUCCACAGGCUCCUACAUGUACACAGAGUCAUCUGCCCCUGCCAAAAGCGGUGACACUGCACGCCUGGUGGGCCCACCACAGAAAGCCACCACCGGGAAAUGUCUCAAGUUCUUCUACCACAUGUACGGCCUCAAUAUGGGCACACUGAAUGUCUAUCUGAAACGUCGCGGUCGCCUCUACUCUCCGAUCUGGUCGGCCAAGGGGAAUCAGGGUAACCAAUGGCAGCCGGCCGCUGUCACCAUCAAUAGUGCUGCUGAUUACCAGGUUGUGUUUGAAGGAGUGCUUGGUGGCUCAGUGACCAGCGACAUCGCCAUUGAUGAUGUAUCAGUUGUCCUCGGGGCCUGCCCCCCUCCUGCCACUUGCGACUUUGAGAACGGACCCUGUCUCUAUUACAACAGUGUACCGGGAGAUGACUUUGACUGGGAGAUCAGACAAGGCAGUUCUUAUGCACAGAGUGGACCUACAUCUGACCACACGCUGCGGACCAGCUUAGGCCACUACAUGCUCAUCGACACAAAGUACAGAAAGCGAGGGGAGAAAGCUCGUUUGUACUCGGAGGUACUGAAGGCCACCCGCGCCUCCUGUCUGAGCUUCUAUGUGAAGAUGUACCAAGGUAAUGACGCAGGAACAAUGUCUGUUUACUGGGACAACGACAUUGCAGGAAGUGGACAUUACUCCUCACUCUGGACAAUGACCGGACCCCAAGGCGUGAACUGGGUUCAUGAACAGGUUGAUAUUUCUUCCACAAGUCCGUACAGCCUGAUGUUUGAGGGAGUAGUUGGCGACCCGUCCGUCAGCGAUAUGGCUAUUGAUGACAUACAACUCACUUCUGGACGCUGCGUAAAGCCACCGGAUAGUUUCACUUGUGGAGAUGGAAGUACAAUAUCUCACAGCAAGGUGUGUGACUACCACCCAGACUGCGCCAACGCCACAGACGAGGCCCACUGUGGCACUUGCUCGUUCGAAACAGAUCUCUGCGGCUUCUCCGACGUGAGCAAAGGAGCCUUUAGGUGGAAGCAAGCUCGGGACUUGGACACAGACGACCUCAAGGAUCGAGUGGGAGCUGACCACACCCUGGACUCGACCUCUGGUCACUUCAUGUACGUGUCACGAAGUCAAGGCCCCUACGCCAGCAAGGCCACGCUGACCACCCCCUUGCUACAUGCCACAUACGAGACUUGCCAGUUCCAGUUUUACUACAAGAAACCGGCGGGCAGUCUGUCUGUCGACAUUCAGUCGGAAAGAUCCAUCAAAGAAACAGAGAAGAAGAUCAAAAACGUAACUACUGUAUGGUUGAUUGUUUCGGUACAGAUUGGCUCGAGAGAAAUGACCAUCUGGAAGGCGCCCCCUAUGCCCACCACCGGCUCCAAAUGGGCUCUGGCGCAAGUGUACGUUGGCCACUACACCAGUCAGAUUCGGGUUCUGCUGAAAGCCUCAAGGCUCUACUCCACCCCGGGGUCCAUCGCUAUAGAUGACACAAAGUUUGUGAACUGCGGGCCCCCUCAGCCUGCAGCGUCCUGCCCGUCCACAAAGUUCCGCUGUGGCAAUGGCGUGUGUGUGGACCGCGUGUACCUGUGUGAUCUGACGGACGACUGUGGAGACAACAGUGAUGAGACAGACCUCAGCUGCAAUCAAGCACACCGGUGUAACUUUGAGACGGACCUGUGCAGCUGGCAGCAAGACACCCAUGACGAUAUGGACUGGAGAAUACACCAGGGGCCAACCCCCACGGACAAUACCGGGCCUUCAGUUGACCACAGUACGGGGCUGGACACCGGUCAUUUUGUGUAUCUAGAGACCUCGAGCCCAGCGAAGACGGGCCAGAAGGCGAAGCUAAUGAGCCCACCCAUCCCGGCCACUACGGGCAGCUGUUUGGAGUUCUGGUACCACAUGUACGGGGCCGGUAUCGGCACGCUCAACAUCUACACAAAACUGCUUGGCAGCAGCCUGAAGACGUUGGUGUGGGCUCUGAGCAACAAUCAAGGGAACUCAUGGCAGAAAGGGCAGGUCACAGUCCACUCUUCUCAGAUGUUUGAGUACAUCUUCGAGGGCGUGUAUGGUGGCAACUAUUCGGGAGAUAUUGCCAUAGAUGACGUGUCUCUCAUUAGCGGUCAGUGUCCAGGCUUGGGUAGUUGUGACUUUGAGGGGGAGAUCUGUGCUUGGAGCAACACCCGGACAGGGGACACGUUUGACUGGCUCCGGGGUCGAGGCUACAGAACAUACACAGGGCCUAGCGUUGACCACACUCUAAAUACAAAGUACGGAGGCUACCUGGUCUUAGAUAGUCUGCUCCCAAGGAAACCUGGAGAUGUAGCUCAGUUAGUUUCCCCUCGCCUGAAAGUCUCAACAACGUACUGCCUCAACCUUUGGUAUUACAUGAAAGGUUCGUCUGUAGGUAAAUUCACUGUAAAGAUUCAAACUUUGCCUUCGUCGGCAACGGCUCCCUUAACACUGUUUACCAUGUCAGGAGACCAGGGGGCCGUCUGGAAUGCUAAGCGUGUCACAUUGGGACCCUUCAGCUCUGAAUUCUUUGUCAUUCUAGAGGGCACCAUUGGCACCCAGAUGAGGAGUGAUAUUGCCUUGGAUGACCUGGCCAUACAAAUGGGCAGUUGCUCCUCAUCCACCCCAGCUCCAACCUUCAACGCCUUCCACUGCUCGGCUAACGGCCAGUACCUAUCCCGCAGAAUGGUCUGUGACUUCCACAAAGACUGUCCUGAUGGAGAGGAGGAAACGGCGUGUGAGUAUGACUGCACGUUUGAGAAGGACUGUAAGUGGAAAAACACUCAACAGGGCUCGUAUCAGUGGAGAAAGUUACGGGGAGCUACCCCCAACGCUAACACGGGCCCUACAGUGGACCACACCCUGGGAGCACCUGCGGGCUAUUACAUGUACGUGGACGCUAAGAGUGGCAGGUACGGCACGGCGCGCUUUGAGAGUCCGCUACUGCAGCGCUCGGCCCCCAACUGCGAGCUCGUCUUCUUUUUCCACAUGACGGGCACAAACAUCGGCACACUGAUGGUCUCCAGGAAAGAGGGUGUUCAGGAGUUUACCCUCUUCAGCACCAAUAUGGAUUACGGCGACAGCUGGCAGCAAAAGGUCGUUCCUAUAGGAGCAUCCAACGCUCCCUUUACCGUGGCUAUCCUUGCCAAGCGAUCGUACACCACUCUUGGUGAUAUCGCUAUUGACGACAUCAGUUUCCGAAACUGUGACUACCCAGACCCUAACACGAGUUGUCAAUCGGCUGCUAACAGCUUCAAAUGUGCCAACGGAGGCUGUAUCUCCCCCAAGUUGGCGUGCAACUUUGUUGACGACUGCGGUGACGGCACGGAUGAGUUGGACACCACGUGCUCCGCCUACCACCGUUGCAGUUUUGAGUCGGACCUGUGUGACUGGACCCAAGAGCACGUCCUGGAUGAGUUUGACUGGACGCGCAACACCAAAAGUACGCCUCUGCACUCCACGGGUCCCUCAGUGGACCACACCACAUCACUAGCCACCGGACACUACCUGUACAUCAAGGCCUUAGGUCGCUUGCCUGGGGAUAGAGCCUGGUUGGUGAGUCCUGCCCUAGCCCCGACCAACCUGUGUCUGAUGACCUUUUUCGCUCACAUGUACGGCAGAGACAUCGACAAGCUGAACGUCUACACCCGGACAGCCAUCAACGGCCCUCUCACGCUGAGGUUUUCAGACAACUCGGACAAUGGCAACUACUGGUUCCCUCAAACUGUCCCUAUCUUCAGCUCACAACCGUUCCAGGUGGUCAUCGAAGGUGUCCGCGGCUACGGUUCUUUUGGAGACAUCGGUAUUGAUGACAUCAUCUUUGCCCCGGGAUGCGCUGUCAGCCCUGACAGUUUCCCCACUGCCACGCCCAGCCCUGCGACAACCACGCCCAACCCGUGUGGAGACCCCAACCUGUGGCAAUGCGCUGACCACCAGAACUGUAUCCCCAAGUCCCAGGUCUGCGAUUUCCUCACCCAGUGCUUCGACGGUUCCGAUGAGCAGAAUUGUGGAGUUUGUGACUUUGAGUCCUCAACGUGUGGCUGGACAGACCACAGUGUCAACAGGUAUUCCUGGACCCGAGUAAACACUACACAGGACGAGCUGGUCCACAGACCUACCCUCGACCACACUCUGGGCAUCAAAGGCGUGGGUCACUUCAUGCUGCCUGUGUCCAGCGGGGAGGGCUACACCAGUAUCUCUAUCUUCGAGUCUCCGGUGUACGGGGCCACAGAGGCCACCUGUGAGAUCCGCUUCUAUUACGUCAGCGACCGCCCAGAUGUACUCUCGAUGUACCUGUACCCGGACGGUGUGCUCAACUACAAGUCAACGGCUUCGGGCGUGCGCCUGUGGAGGGCUCGAACCUCCUCCCAGUGGCGCCAGGCAAGAGUUGGCAUCGGCUCUCGUGCUGCAGGUUUCCGGGUGGUGUUCCGAUUUGACUACAAGAGACCGCCCAGUGGUACGUUUGUGGCUAUUGACGACGUGUCCUUCAGCGAAUCGUGUUCUCGUGGGCUCGCUCACAACACGUGCUCAGAUCAGGAGUUCACGUGCACCACGUCACGUGAAUGUAAACAUCUCGACGUGGUGUGCGAUUAUGCUCAAGACUGUGCUCACGGGGAGGACGAGAUGAACUGUGGCAACUAUGUCGGCUGCUCCUUUGAGCAAGGGACUUGCGGCUUCAGGCAAGACGGCACAGAUCAGUUUGACUGGCAGAUCAAAAGCGCUGGCUCCACAAGACCGGGCAGAGACCAUACUUACGGGAACAGAACAGGUCACUUCUUGUACAUGCCUCUCAGCACUGUCCACAAGAUCAAUGAGACUGCCAGGAUCAAAGGUCCCGUGUUCUACCCCAACGGGCCAGCUUCCUGCUACAUGCGAUUCUUCUAUCACGUAGCCCAGGAUGCUGUGAGCGAACUGGCAGUUUACACCGAAAUGAAGGAAGGGGGGCCUAGGACUUUGAAGUGGAGUAUGCCGCAAGCGUCCGCUGGAGGAGACGAGUGGCAGAAAGCAGUGGUGGAGUUGAGCGACCCAUCCACAUAUCGCGUGGUGUUUGAGGGGGUGCGUGGCGUAAAGUACACGGGAGACAUAGCCAUUGACGACAUCACCUGGACGCCCGGCUGUAUCCCAGACGUGCGCCGCACGCUGCCACCUCUGAGACCUACGCUAGCGCCAGGCCAGUGCCAGGCGGGCAAGGAAUUCCAGUGUGAUGGUCAGUGUAAGCCGGUCUCUGCCUGGUGUGACUUCUAUGCAGACUGCACCGACGGCACAGAUGAAGCCAGCUGUCCACCGACCUGCAACUUUGAGAACGGUGCUUGUGGGUGGAAGAUCCAAGGCUCGAAUUCUUCUUCCUCCGCGUCUUCUAUCGUAUCUUUAGUCUCCAAGACAAUGAUCAACGCUGACCACAACCCGGGCUCUCCUCAGGGUCACGUAAUCUCCCCCGACCCUGGGACAAGUUAUAGCUCCUACACUCUGAUCCUGUUAUCCUCAUUCUACCGCAAAGCCAGCACGCACUGCACGUUCUCCCUGUGGUAUCAAGCGGUUCGACAGCCCUCGCUCUUCACCAUCAGCGUGCGGGCAGGAGGCUACGAUAACAUCAUAUGGCCUGAGAGAAGAACGAACCUGCCCCUCAACCAGUGGACCAAACUGUCGGUGGCGCUUCCUCCUUGCUCCUCAGAGUUCCAGAUUGUGGUCACCUAUCGGUCUAUAUACUCCUCCGUGUCUCAACUCUUCCUGGACGACUUUGCCUUCGAGAACUGCCAGAGUCCGCCCCCAGCCGACUGCGGCGCGGGAGAGUUCAGCUGCGGCGACGGUCGUUGUAUCCUGGAGGACCACAAGUGUGACCUCAGCACCGACUGUUGUGACGGCUCCGAUGAGGACAACCAGCUGUGCUACCUCUACGCCAAGUCCACGUUCGAGCAAGGCAUUGGAGACUGGAAGAACAUGGUGGGCGGACGGAACACUUGGUCACUCGUCCAGGGAAUGAACACCGGGGUAGGAAGUGCGUACAGAAGACCACCGGAUGACCACACCACACACUCAAGCUACGGACACUACUUGACCUCAUACUCCUCAGCGGCUCUGACAGCCAACACAACAGCCACCAUCCUCUACUCAAUGCCAGCCGCAAACCAGCAGUGUGUGGUUCGAUUUUGGUACAGGAUGGUAGGACGCGACCCGGGCACUCUAAACGUCUACACCAGCACCAGCAGUAUGGGUAGAAUCUCGAGGAACACAUGGACCAGCAACCAGACGUCAGUGUGGCAAAGAGCCAGUGUCACUCUCAUGUCAGCGGAACCGUACCAGCUGCUAUUUGAGGCUGUGAAAGGUAUUGGCGCCUACUCGGACGUGAACCUUGACGAUAUCAGCUUCUCCCCGUUCUGCAAUGUACCCGUUCCCCCGACACCGGCCCCCGCCGUCACGACACCUCCCACAACCGCAGCGCCCACGGGCACCAUGGCGACGUGUCCUGGAGGUCAGGUCGCGUGUCGUACACUGGGUGGGUGUGUCCUCCAGAGCCAGUUGUGUGACUUCCACCUAGACUGCAUGGACGGCAGUGAUGAGUCAAAGUGCCACACGCAAAAGGUUUGCACCUUCGACACUGACCUUUGCACGUGGAGUGAGACGAAACCAGAUCUCCUGGACUGGAAGGCUGGCAGCCCGACAUCUGUUGACCCCUCGAAAGGCCCCACUCAGGACGCAGAUGGCAGUCGGACGGGUGGCUACGCCUACAUCAAUGACGCCAACAACGGGAACACAGCCGGCCAGGUGGCUAAGUUGUCCAGCCAGACGUUCUCUUCCUCCGCCACUGGCUGUCUUCUCUCCUUCAGCUACUACAUGGCUCCCCCCGUCGCCGGCACCAUCAAGCUAGAGAUCAACAAAUUUGACAUGACGGCGGCCACGCUCUGGCAGGUCUCUGACGCUACCGGACUCUGGACCAAAGCCAACGUGGGCAUUGGCCGGAGAUCUUCACCCUUCUCCUUGACCUUCACGCGCUUGCCAGCCUCAUCUUUCUCCGGCCAGAUCGCCAUUGACAACCUAGAACUGAAGCACUGCGCUGUACCGCAGAGCGUUUUUGCGUGUGCCGACAAUCAGUUCCGCUGCAAGUCGGGGGCGUGCGUGGACUUCCAGGCGCUGUGCAACGGCCAGGACGACUGUGGGGAUAACUCGGACGAGGCUCCCGCCAACUGCACGGGUUACCUCCACUUCAACUUUGAGCGCGUUCCCUUCGGCGAUUUCUCUGAGAGCCAAGAGGAUCAGCUAGACUGGAAGUUGUGGGACAGCUCCCAGGGUCUGGCGCGUGGCCUGCCCGGUGUGGACCACAGUACCGGCCUCAGCUCUGGUCAUUAUCUCUACGUGCAGGCCGGACCUUCAGCGAAGUCCACGGACACAGCCUGGCUACUGUCCAAGCCGCUGGCACCCACCAACAACAGCGUGUGUCAGAUUCGCUUCUUCGCCUUGAUUCCGAGCUCAAGCCAACGUCUGAAAGUGAGCUACCGCACACACAGCAACCUGGGGCCGGACAAAGAUCUGCCCCUACCUGACGCCAGACCGGGCACGUACUGGCAACAGAUGUCUGUGGCUGCCAGUGUUGACCAACCCUUCCAGCUGAUGAUCCAAGCCACCCCGGGUGGGCCGGGCAACGCUCUGGCCAUCGACGACGUCACAUUUGGGCCUAACUGCAGAUAUUGGAGCAAGCCACUUCCCACAGCUGUGGUCACGUGCAGCCCCACCCAGUUCACGUGUGUCCAAGACGGCUCCUGUGUGCCGGCCUCCAGCCGAUGUGACUCCAAAUUCGACUGCUCGGACAAAUCAGAUGAAAAGCAGUGCAGUUGUGCUGGUUAUUGUCAACACAGUGGAACGUGUUACACAGAUGCUACGGGUCUGCGCGGCUGCCAGUGUGUGAAUUUCUACCACGGCCCGAGGUGCCAGUAUUCUCCAACAGAGACCGAGCCACCAACCACCAGCACCACAAGACCGACUCCAGCCCCUGCAAAUCCCUCCCACACGACUGUUGUCAAUGCCAAACCAACACAGAAAGUCACCAGCGCUGCCAAUGAUUCCUGGAAGACACCAGUUGCUGUAGUGGUGAGCCUUGUGGCUGUUGCUGGCAUAUGCGUGGCUGUCUUCAUCUACCUGCGAAAGACCAACCGAUUCUCUCUGUUCAGGUUCCGAAGAUUUGGUCAGGAUGACACUGAAGAGGGAGGCGGACUGACCAAUCCUGUCUACGACUACGGCAGUGGGACUGGGAACCUGAAGAUGACAGGAGCAACCAUGUCCUUGGAUAACCCUCUCUAUAGUGAGGGCAACUCCGAAGCUUAA
Aplysia californica (California sea hare) is the source of this 34149-nucleotide messenger RNA. Its product is annotated as MAM and LDL-receptor class A domain-containing protein 2-like. The transcript is spliced from 179 exons. Lineage: Eukaryota; Metazoa; Mollusca; Gastropoda; Aplysiida; Aplysiidae. Gene Ontology annotation, cellular component: membrane. The record is from RefSeq and is a predicted model, not a curated record. The annotation marks the transcript as partial. Gene Ontology annotation, molecular function: protein binding.